GGAAAGGGGCCAUCCCACUGGUCAAAGAAAGGACUAGUAAAGGAAAAGUGGAGAAAUACUUAUGGGCACCCACUGUCAUGGGUCUCCCAUGAGCAACUGCACCUCAGAACCUCAGAACCCCUCCCUCCUUUCGCUGUGGAAUUAUUCCUGACAUGUGAGGCCUGGGCCAGCGCUCUCCUCUUAAUGACUUCCAGAGACUAAAAGCUACUGAGCUGGUCUAUUCGUCUCACCAGAGGGAGGAGCAGCCCAUGGGGGUGGAACAAUGUGCGCGUCAAUGUGCCAAGUUGCUUGACUGCAGAGCCUUCCAUUACAACUGGCACAGCUGUGGAUGCCAGCUGCUUCCUUUGACCCAACACUCACUCCACACCCAGUUGCAGAGGAAUGUCCACUACGACCUCUACCAGAAGAAAGGUUAUGUAAGGAACUGCAUCAUGGGAGAUGGGGCAAGCUACAGAGGGACCCAGUCAGUGACUGAAAAGGGGAAAACCUGUCAACAUUGGCGGUCAAAGUUUCCUCAUGAUCAUAGGUUUCCUCUGUCACCACAUACUGGAUUGGAAGAAAACUACUGCCGGAAUCCAGAUGGAGAUAAACAUGGUCCUUGGUGCUACACAACUGACCCUGCCGUCCGGCACCAAAGCUGUGGCAUCAAGAAAUGUGAAAAUGCUGUAUGUAUGUCAUGUAACGGGGAGGACUAUCGUGGCUUUGUGGAUCACACUGAGUCUGGCACAGAGUGCCAGCGCUGGGACCUGCAGCACCCUCACAGUCAUCCAUACCUGCCAAACAAGUACCCUGACAAAGACCUUGUUGAUAAUUACUGCCGUAACCCUGACAGUUCUGAACGCCCUUGGUGUUAUACGACAGAUCCUGCCAAGGAGCGGGAAUAUUGCCACAUUCGGAAAUGCACAGAAAAACGUCGACACCCCCCAACAACAACCACCUGCUUCAGGCUGAAAGGAGAAGACUAUCGAGGCACUGUGAACAUCACUACAUCAGGCAUCCCCUGCCAGCGUUGGGACUCUCAGACACCUCACCCUCACCGUUUCCUGCCUGAGAAAUAUGAGUGCAAGGACCUUAAGGAGAAUUACUGCCGGAACCCAGAUGACUCAGAGGCUCCCUGGUGUUUCACUAACCUCAUCAACAUGAGGAUGGCUUUUUGCUUCCAGAUCAAACGCUGUGUUGAUGAGGUGGAGAUGGAAGACUGUUACCGUGGAAAUGGAGAAGAAUAUCAAGGUACUGUUAGUAAGACCCGGAAGGGAAUCACUUGUCAGGAGUGGAAGGAGCAGUCACCUCACAAACCACAGGUCUUCCCUACCAUGUUCCCUACUGUGCGCCUUGAAGAGAAUUAUUGCCGCAACCCUGACAAUGACAGCCAUGGGCCCUGGUGCUACACCAUGGAUCAGAACACUCAGUUUGAUUACUGUGCCGUUGAGCCAUGUGCUGGUGACAAGAAGCCAUCUAUCCUGCUGAACCCGGAUAAUGUGGUCUUUGACCACUGUGGCAGGAGGGACGAGCGACAGCAAGUCCGGGCUCGUAUUAUCGGAGGGCGCCCUGGGAACUCGCCUUGGACGGUCAGCAUCCGUAAUCGGGAAGGAGUCCAUUUCUGUGGAGGAUCGCUGGUGAAAGAGCAGUGGGUCAUUAGUGCACGCCAAUGUUUCUCCUCCUGUGACGCUGACUUAUCUGGUUAUAAAGUCUGGCUUGGAACCCUCUUUAAGAACCCUGGUCCUAACGACCCUGACAAACAGGCCAUCCCCAUUGCUAAGAUUGUAUGUGGCCCCACUGCGUCUCAUCUGGUGAUGCUGAAACUGGAAAGGCCAGCAACUCUGAACCAGCGUGUGGCACUGAUCUGUCUUCCGCCUGAGCAUUACAUUGUGCCUGUAAACACAGAUUGUGAGAUUGCAGGAUGGGGUGACACCAGAGGCACUGGUAAUGAAAACGUCCUCAAUGUGGCCAAGCUGCCAGUCAUGAGCAACCAAGAAUGCAAUGUCGCCCUUCGAGGCCGUGUGAAGGAGAGUGAAUUGUGUACAGCACCCCUGCGAGUAGGUGUGGGGGCCUGUGAGGGUGACUUUGGAGGCCCUUUGGCUUGCUUGACGCAUGACUGCUGGGUGUUAGAAGGUGUGAUCACCCCGAACCGUGUAUGUGCACACAAAGAGAAGCCUGCUACCUUCAUCCGCGUCUCCCUCUACGUAGACUGGAUCAACAAAGUGAUGAAGCUGAGCUGAGCUUGUUGGAGCCAGUGCAUCCUGAAGUCCUCCUUCCUUCUCCAAAGACACCAAGAAUAGCCCUACCCACCAUCAAGCAACGGCUGCCCAGCCUUGGGAUGCCAGCUCCUCUAAUAAGUAACAAUGUUACCAAAUGGGAGGACAUUUUUCAAGUUAGGCUGUGCAUCAAGCAAUAUUUCUGUCAGUGUGAAAGAAUAGUCAAAUGGUGAUGGUGCUAGAGAAGCCAAAAGCAAUAUUCAAGCCUUGCCAAAAAAUCCUACAAUCUUUGAAGGUUGUAUAAGCUUAGAAGGUGUGUGGCUGUGACUAUUAUGAAGGGAUCCUGCAUUUCUGAAUUUGCCACUACACUACUGGAGCCCACUGAGCCACCUACUUUUCCAAAUGAAAAAUAGGAUUUAAGAAUAGUAUAUGAUUAUCACCAGGGCUCAGACCUGGCAACCAAUGCCAAGAAGUGACCUUGAGAUUUGUGAAGCAAGAAAGAAACGUACUUGUGAACAGAUACAGGCAACUUUGACUGAUGAGUAACUACAACAACUGCCCCAUCCCACAUCUGGGUUUAAGGAGCAAGGCUUCUGAGCCAGAGGGCAGAACCUGUUUAGGCAGCCUUGAUCCCUAGAUUCCUCAUUUUGAAUUAAAGCCUCUUUCUUAACGUAUUUUAUUUCUCUUCAACUGCAGCAACAGGUACACACAUGGGAAAUGGAUGCAGUUUCCACUGUGCUGUGUCAUAGAUGCAUAUUUUGCAGUUUCCUUCCCCAACCUGUUGCACUCCAGCCUCCAUAAGCCUCGGCCAGCAUGGCCAAUAGUCAGGGCUGAUAGGAGUUGCAGUCCAAAACAGCUGGAGGGCACCAGUGGGGGGAGCCUGCUGUACAUAAUAGCAAACAAAUAAUACGUUUUAGAUAGAAAAUAUUGUGUUAUCAAAAUGUAGGCUCAAUGGCUCUCUGUUCAGGAGAAAAGUCUGCCUCCUCCCAUGCAGUGAGGUAAGUGAGAGCAGACCAUCCAAACAGCCAUGGGGGAAUCUGCUGUCCAUUCAUUAGCAUCUAUUAUUAGUUGCCAAGCCAAAGCUCGAGAGAGGCUUUGAAUAGUAGGCAGACCGGUUUCUAAUAUUAUUUGAGUGAAAACUGGGAGCAAUGCUAGAGCAGAUUAAAAUAUGCUCUAUGGCAGAUGGACCAUCAGCACAGCAAAACUGAAGUGAAUUAACAGUCAGUGUACACAUGGCCUUAUCUAAUUUCUUUCAUUAUACAUCCCACUUACCUUGUUAAUAAUGCUGCUUAUUAAGCUAUGCAUAUGAGCCAUUCGAUGCACAUAUUCAUGACAUUAAAAAAAUCCUGAUUUGCGUGCCCCCCUUCUAGCAUUUCAAUGUACAGGAGUUGCACCAUGGUCUUUUCACAUUUGUUGUUGGCAGUUAUGGGCAAAAAUAGCCUCCCUUCACACAAUAUCAUACAACUUCUAACCUUAAACUCAACAUUGCAUACAGGAAAAAAAUUAAAAAGCUGGCAAUGCAGCUCCAUUCACAUGGUCACUACAGUGACAUUGCUCUAGCAAGAAUUCUUACGGAAAUAUAACUGGACAACACUGCUCAUUCGUAUGGCUUUAUGUUCAGUUCCUAACAUUAAAACAUUCCAAUAUUUUUA
Messenger RNA from Rhineura floridana, 3847 nucleotides. It is a transcript of the gene MST1, whose product is annotated as macrophage stimulating 1. NCBI's taxonomy places the organism in Eukaryota, Metazoa, Chordata, Lepidosauria, Squamata, Rhineuridae. Gene Ontology annotation, molecular function: serine-type endopeptidase activity; receptor tyrosine kinase binding. The coding region runs from base 249 to 2219 and encodes 656 amino acids. The transcript has 18 exons. Gene Ontology annotation, biological process: regulation of receptor signaling pathway via JAK-STAT; proteolysis. The record is from RefSeq and is a predicted model, not a curated record.